Molecule: messenger RNA, 3290 nt
Organism: Salarias fasciatus (jewelled blenny)
Lineage: Eukaryota; Metazoa; Chordata; Actinopteri; Blenniiformes; Blenniidae
Gene: lyn
Product: LYN proto-oncogene, Src family tyrosine kinase
Exons: 14
Coding region: 398-1918 (506 amino acids)
Biological process (GO): protein phosphorylation
Molecular function (GO): protein tyrosine kinase activity; ATP binding; protein binding
Source: RefSeq, a predicted model, not a curated record
GCCGGCAGUCCAUGACCCACUUCUUAAGUCAACUCCUGCCAAAGAGUGUGCAUUUGUGUGUGCGUUUGUGUUUGUAUGUGUGUGUGCAUGUGUCAGCUUCUCUAAUGAGACACAGAGAACAUAAAGAAUUUCUACAAUUUGGAUUAACAGUUUCUGGUCAGAGGGAUUCACAGCGGCCGAGUUUUAUGAAUAAAGGCAGUGCUGGAGUGAGGGAUAGGCUGGAUACGCCCUGAACAAGCCAUCGGUUCAUCACAGGUCAGAAACAGGCAGACAGCCACACACUCGCAAACCGGAUGCAGAACAUGCAAACUUCACACAGAAAGGCUCCCCAGCUCAGACGUGACCGUCGACACUCUCACUAUGAAAAGACCGUGCGAAACCAUCAAACCACUGCAGGAUGGGCUGUAUUAAGUCCUCGCUGAGUGGCGGUCUGGAGAGGAAGCCCAGCCAGCAGACUGUACGUACCGAGCAAACGCAUUAUGUCAGAGACCCCACCUCCCAAACAAAACACAACAUAAAUAACUCCCUGUUGCCUGGUCAGGAAUUUCAAAAGAUGGAGGAGGAAAACAGAAUUGGUAAAAUAGUAAUCGGCCUGUACCCGUACGAAGCCAUGCACGGAGACGACUUAGGAUUCAAGAAGGGGGAAAAGAUGAAGAUCUUAGAGGAACAUGGCGAGUGGUGGAAAGCAAAGUCCUUCACCACCAACAAGGAAGGCUUCAUCCCGUCCAACUACGUCGCUCAAGCCGACACCAUGGAAACAGAAGAAUGGUUUUUCAAGGACAUCACGAGGAAGGGCGCGGAGAGGCAGCUGCUGGCCCCAGCAAACAAACCAGGCGCUUAUCUUAUCAGGGAAAGUGAAACACAAAAAGGGAGCUACUCGCUGUCCGUCAGAGAUGUGGAUCCUCAGGGGACGGAUUCGGUCAAACAUUAUAAGAUUCGGUCGCUGGACAAUGGUGGCUUCUACAUCUCCCCAAAAAUUUCAUUUGCAGACAUUGGCAGCAUGAUCAAACACUACCACAACAAAGCGGACGGCCUGUGUCGGCGGCUGGAUCGUCCGUGCGCCAAACCGAAGGCUCAGAAGCCGUGGGACAAAGACGCCUGGGAGAUCUCCAAAGAUUCCAUCAAGAUGGUGAAGAAGCUGGGAGCGGGGCAGUUUGGAGAAGUCUGGAUGGCGUACUACAACAACACGACCAAAGUGGCGGUGAAGACGCUGAAGCCGGGCACCAUGACGGUCGAGGCCUUCAUGGAGGAGGCCAACGUCAUGAAGACGCUCCAGCACGACCGGCUGGUUCGGCUCUACGCCGUCGUCACCAAGACCGAGCCCAUCUACAUCAUCACGGAAUACAUGGCGAACGGGAGUCUUCUAGACUUUUUAAAGAGCGACGCAGGAUGGAAGCUGCAGCUACCAAAGCUCAUUGAUUUCUCAGCCCAGAUAGCAGAGGGCAUGGCGUACAUAGAGAAUAAGAAAUACAUUCAUCGGGACCUGAGGGCAGCCAAUGUCCUGGUGUCCGAGAGCCUGCUCUGUAAAAUAGCCGAUUUCGGUUUGGCUCGAGUCAUCGAGGAUGACGAGUACUCUGCCAGGGAAGGAGCAAAGUUCCCCAUUAAAUGGACCGCUCCAGAGGCCAUUAACUACGGCAUCUUCACCAUCAAGUCAGACAUGUGGUCCUUUGGGGUUUUGCUGUAUGAGAUCCUCACUUAUGGAAAAAUCCCUUAUCCAGGCAUGACUAAAGGAGAGGUGAUGUCCUCGGUGCAGCGCGGCUACAGGAUGCCUCAGCCGGACAACUGUCCCUCAGAGCUGUAUGAUAUCAUGAUGUCCUGCUGGAAGGACAAGCCUGAAGACAGGCCCACCUUCGACUACCUGCAGAGCGUCCUCAACGAUUUCUACACGGCCACAGAGGCACAGUACCAGCAGCCGUAGCAAGAAAACUCUGAUGAAUGAAGACAUUUCAGAUCGAAUUUGACCCUAUAGUGGAAAUGAAAUGUUGAUAUUAUUUGUGUAUGAUACAUUCUACAGCAUACUGUAUUUUUUUCAUUUAUCUGCUGGUGGAUUCAUACAAUUUGCUUGAUAUUAAGCUUGACUACUUCAAAUAAUGUCAGAGUGUAAAUACGACAUGUUGUCUGGAUCAUUCUUGGUCUCAAGCAUAUCUUGACAAUCAAAAAAGGAAGUAUUUUGUAGAAUUAUGCUAAAAACUGAUGACAAUUGUGUACAAAGAAGAAAAGAGUCUACAGAGUAAUUUACUUUUUUUUUUUUUUUUUUUUUUUACCUCUGCUUCAUUUCAUUUCAUUUGUUAGAGUGACUGAGCAACUAUCAGACACUAUAGAAAGAGCUGGUCAGAGGAGGAGUGGACAUAGCAUUUUUUGGCAUUUCUGUGACAUUUAUAUACUUUUUAUGUGAUAUAAUUUCCAGUAAAGUGAUGUGUUGGUGGUGUCAAAUGUGUACGCGAACAACCGGUGGUUCUGUUUCUACAGUAUAUCCAUUCAUCAUGGUUAGGCCGAUCAUCUGCUGUACAAGGCUGCCACAACAAAAUAUGAGUGAAGGUGAAUUUAGCAGCUGGAUAAACAUUUAACAGAGACUGAACUUGCACUGUUGUCAUGCAAUGUAAUCCAACCCAUUUCUAUGAAGUUGAGGCGUUUGUAGUUUGGCAAUGCAAACUUCAUCUUCUUCAUCGAGCACUCUGUUGAGAUCAUGGUGACAGGGUUAGUCCCGCCGUCACUUUUAGUUGCUUGAAAUAUUAAUAAAACUGCAACUUAAGUCUUUAAAUGUCCUGGAAGCAACUGGUGGAACCAGACAUCCAAUUUUCAUUUACACACUGUCUUUUCUGUUUCUUUUUAUCUCCCCCGCCCCCUCCUCUUUUUUUUUUUUUUUUUUUUUUUUUUUGUAGGUAACCUAUUUUGCAUUUAAAAAACCAAAAGCUCAUUAGUUUCUAUGUAAAAAAAAGUCUCCAGGGUGCCUCUAUAGAGAAUUUCUUUGAUGUGUGAAUGUGAAUGUGAUAUGAGGUGUAAAGCAUUUUGGGCUUUGCCCAAAAAACAAAGUACUAGUGUAGUCCAUAUAGCAUUUACAAUUUAACCAACAUAGCCUCAGUACUGUGUUGAAAAGGGUUUGAAAAGCAGUAAAUCCUCAUCCAAGUUGUUCCUUUUCUAUUUUGCUAUGUGAAAAAUGAAAUAAGGCCAUAUAUGGUUACCAUUUUUUGGUAACCAAACUAUUAUUUUUUGGGGGAAAUUGUAUUUUUAUUUGGAGAGGCACAAUUUUUCACACGCAGUAUGUACAGCCAAUGUCAUACAAGAACAUG